AUGCAUCCCCUCAAUCUCCUUCUCGUGACCUUUCUCUCCACAGCAGCCCUCUCUUCCGCAGCAGCAAUCCCUCAACCUACAACCCCAGCACCAAUCCUACCAAUCCGUACAAACCAGGACAAUAAUACCACCCAACUGCCUUACGGAGUAGUCCUAAACCACUGCACAGUCACAAACACAAUCGCAAUCGCCUUCGACGACGGACCCUACAUCUACACAGAGCACGUCCUCGACAUCCUCGCCAACGCCAGCGUCCACGCAACAUUCUUCUUCAACGGCGACUGGAAGGGAAAUAUCUACGAGUUAACCCAUAUCGUCAAGCGCACAUUUGCAGAGGGCCAUCAAAUUGGUUCCCACUCAUGGAGCCAUCUAAACCUAACAACGAUCCCUUACAACAAAAUCCACUCCGAAAUGACCACCCUCGAAUCCGCCUUCCACCGCAUCCUCGGCUUGGUACCCACAUACACGCGCACGCCCUGGCUGCACGUCAACGAGCUGGUCCUUUCUGCAAUGACGGACCUGCGAUACCACGUUGUCGGGGCGAGUAUUCUCACAGACGAUAAAACGAAUGAUUCACCGAGUGGGAGGGCGCGCAGUUUGCAGUUGUUUAGGGAGGGGUUGGAGGGUGGUGGGAGUAUUGUGCUUGCGCAUGAUUCGCAGGAGAAUACGGCGUGGGGGUUGGUGGGGGAUAUGAUUGGGGAGGUGCAGAGGAGGGGGUUGAAGGCUGUUACUGUUGGCGAGUGUUUGGGGCAUUCGUCGGAGCUUUGGUAUAGAUCGGGGUAG
Messenger RNA from Penicillium daleae, 783 nucleotides. Its product is annotated as chitin deacetylase. Lineage: Eukaryota; Fungi; Ascomycota; Eurotiomycetes; Eurotiales; Aspergillaceae. Gene Ontology annotation, biological process: carbohydrate metabolic process. The coding region runs from base 1 to 783 and encodes 260 amino acids. The record is from RefSeq and is a predicted model, not a curated record. The transcript is spliced from 3 exons. Gene Ontology annotation, molecular function: hydrolase activity, acting on carbon-nitrogen (but not peptide) bonds.